UUCUCAUUUUCUUCAAGUUAUUUGAAAAAAGUUCUUUCACUUUCUUAAUUAUUAGCUUUCAUCUACUUUGUCUGAAAUUUUGUUUCCAGCUAUUUAAGGUUAGUAAAAUAACAACUACUAGCUUGAUCCAACACUGUAUGGCUCUUAUUCAAUCAGUUUGGAUCUGUAUUUAACCUUUAAUAAGUAGUAAGCAAAACCCAGAUCAGACAUUUGUCUUUUUUAGAUGAAAACUGCAUUUAUUGAGGUUCUGGGGCUAUAUGCUAAUAGGUUGCAUGUGCAUUAUGUGACUGAAUACAUGAAGUUAAUGUGAUUUUCCCAGAAAAGUUUUCUACUACUUUUAAGGUUUUUUUCUUUGUUUUUUGAGUUUAACUAAGUAGAAGAGAGGAAUGGAGACUUUCAGGAUUGGUUUCUGUUCAUUGCUUUCUGUAAUUUUAAUGCUUGUUCCAGUUUCAAUAGAGCAGCUUCCUCCAAGUGAAACCCGGAUUUUUUUCCAAGUUCAAAGGCUUCUUGAAUAUCCUGAAGUUCUUCAAGGAUGGACAAACUGGACCAACUUCUGUUAUCUCCCUCAUUCUCCCUCCCUAAAGAUUGUCUGCACGAACAGUCGAGUAACAAAAUUAACUAUCGUUGGAAACAAGAGCUCUCCAACUCUCACCACAAAGACAACCUUAGGGAAUGUUUCAGGUUCUCAACAGACUUUGUCUGAGAAGUUCUCCAUUGAUGCACUGUUCACUGUCCUGACUAAGUUUUCUAAUUUGAAAGUAUUGUCCCUGGUAUCCUUGGGGUUAUGGGGUCCCUUGCCCGCUAAGAUCAACAGGUUUCGUUCACUCGAAGUUCUCAACAUAAGCUCAAAUUUCAUUUUCGGGGAGAUGACUAUGGAGAUUGCAUCGUUCAAGAAUCUAACGAGUCUUGUUUUGGCUGACAAUCUGUUCAAUGGGAGUGUUCCAGAUCUUACAGGCUUGUCACUUCUUGAAGAGCUGAAUUUGGGUGGCAACUACCUUGGACCAUUAUUUCCUUCAUUAAGCCAGAAUCUCGUGAGUAUAAUGUUGAGCAACAAUUCUUUUAGAUCUGAAAUCCCUUUAGAACUGAAGAAAUUCUAUCAGCUUCGGAAGCUGGACAUCUCUUCUAAUAAAUUUGUAGGACCAGUCCCACCUUUCUUAUUCUCCCUGCCUUCAAUUCAGUAUCUUAAUUUGGCUCAAAACCAGUUAAGCGGGGCCCUUGCACUGAAUACAUCCUGUAGUAAGAACCUCACCUUUGUAGAUAUCUCAAAUAACCUUUUGAUAGGAAAGCUCCCUUCAUGCAUAGGAUCAAAUUCGAGAAAUAGAACAGUCAUUAGUUCAUGGAAUUGUCUGUCUGAUGGAAAUUCAAAUCGCCAGCAUCCAUAUUCAUUUUGCAACAAGGAAGCAUUGGCUGUUAAGCUUCCUGUCAGAAGAAAGGAGCAGGAGUCUGGAAUCAAAGCAGGCCUAAUACUCGGUAUCAUUGGAGGCGUUCUGGGAUUUGUAGGAGUUAUUGCAUUGUUAAUUUUGGUCAUGGUCAGAAGAUCAGAAAGAACUGAAGAUGCAAACUAUGAAAGAUCCAUUGCAGACAAAAUGUCAGUUCGUAGCUCUCCAAAACCAGCUACUGAUUCAAGGCGUGUGCCUCAGACAAUGAGAUCAGCUGCAAUUGGGCUUCCUCGAUAUCGUGUUUUCAGCUUAGAGGAAAUUGAAGAUGCAACCAACAACUUUGACCCGUCAAAUUUUAUGGGGGAAGGAUCUCAAGGGCAGCUCUAUAAAGGUUGGCUUGUAGAUGGCUCAGUGGUGGUGAUAAAAUGUCUGAAACUAAAGCAUAAGCAUUUACCUCGAAACCUAAUGCAACGCAUGGAAGUUUUGUCCAAGCUAAGGCAUCGGCAUUUGGUUAGCGUUCUGGGACACUGUAUUGCUACAUACCAGGAUCAUCCCAAUACAGCCAGUACUGUGUUCGUUGUCUUUGAACAUAUUUCGAACGGAUCAUUGCGGGACUAUCUUACUGAUUGGAGAAAAAAGGAAAUACUGAAAUGGCCACAGAUAAUGGCCGUCACCAUUGGUGCUGCAAGGGGGAUCCAAUUCUUGCACACAGGAAUUGCACCUGGCAUUUACGGAAACGAUUUAAAGGUUGAUAAUAUUUUGUUGGAUGAGACUCUUACAGCCAAAAUUAGCAAUUACAACAUCCCCUUGCCAUUUAAGACGGGUUCUGAGAGCCCCGUCACCAAUCGUCUUAAUAGUGAUGAAAAUGCUGAGAAAGAAGACAUUUAUCAGCUGGGAAUUCUUCUGCUUCAAGUUAUUACUGGUAAACUGGCCACAUUCACAAGUGAAUUGGAUGAGCUUAAACUUCAGCUGGAAAAAAGGUUAGCAGAAGGGCCAUCAAAGUUAAGAGGGAUGAUAGAUCCCUCAAUACAGGGCACUUUUGCACAUGAAUCAAUGAGAACCACAGUUGAAUUCGCCAUCAAUUGCCUGUCCAAAGAUUCAUCCAAGCGCCCUUCAAUAGAUGACGUUCUUUGGAACUUGCAAUAUUCAAUUCAAGUUCAGGAAGGAUGGACCAGUAGCGGAAACCUUGCCGCACCCCUUCAACAGCCAUAGUUUAUUAUCUACCGUAAUUUUAUAACUGUAGCAAAAAUAAAUGUCAGCAUUUCCUCUUGUAUUAACACAUGAUUU
Durio zibethinus is the source of this 2666-nucleotide messenger RNA. Its product is annotated as putative LRR receptor-like serine/threonine-protein kinase At1g14390. Gene Ontology annotation, biological process: protein phosphorylation. The record is from RefSeq and is a predicted model, not a curated record. Gene Ontology annotation, molecular function: ATP binding; protein kinase activity. NCBI's taxonomy places the organism in Eukaryota, Viridiplantae, Streptophyta, Magnoliopsida, Malvales, Malvaceae.